CUUUCACGAUGGCAGCAACCUCACGAAUUAUUUGGGCGAGCCUUGGUCGACCUUUUGCUACCUCAAGGAGUAACUUUUCGUUAAUGUGCAAAAAAUGCCACUGGAAAUUACGACCAAUGAGUUCACAGGCCAUGGUACACGUUGGAAGAAAACGACUGUUCCAGAGAAAAUGGCUUUGGCUCUUAUUUGGUAGCGGUGCAUCUUUACUAGCGAUGAACGUUUACCAUAACAGACUGUGGGAGGCCAGACAGCGUAGAAGACUGCGAGUUUCACUAGAAGGGGUAGGAAGAUUCUUCAGGUGUUUUUAUGUUGGAAUGAAAAUAUCAUUAGAUUACUGGUGGACCCUGCACAACUUAGAUCCUGAAGGAGAGGAAUAUGCCCAAGCCAUUAAAGGAUGUCACCAGAGAGCAGCAGACAGGAUUGUGGUUGGUGCAAUUGAAAAUGGAGGGAUUUAUGUCAAGUUAGGACAAGGUCUUGCUUGCUUAAACCAUAUCUUGCCACGGGAGUAUACAGAAACUCUACCAGUAUUACAAGAUAAGGCCCUUCGAAGGAAACAUGGUGAGGUAGAUGAGUUAUUUCUUGAGGACUUUGGCAAGAAAGCUGAUGAUUUAUUUCUGAAGUUUGAUCACAACCCCAUAGCUGCCGCAAGUCUGGCACAGGUGCACAGAGCUGUUACACAUGAUGGGAGAGAGGUGGCUGUGAAGAUUCAAUACAUUGACCUUCUGGACAGAUAUGAUGGAGAUCUGUGGACAUUAAAACGCUUACUUCAAGUGAUUGCGUGGAUGCAUCCUUCUUUUGAGUUUGCUUGGGUUUUAGACGACAUUCAGGCGACUUUAAGGCAGGAGCUUGAUUUUGUACACGAAGGUCACAAUGGGGAAAGAUGCGCAGAUGAACUGAAGCAUCUCAGCUAUGUUUAUGUACCUAAAAUACACUGGGAUCUUACUACCAAGCGUGUGUUGACCGCAGAGUACAUGGAUGCUUGUAAGGUGGAUGACGUUGAAGAUCUUAGACGGAGAGGACUGGACGUGGCUGAUGUUGACGAGAAAAUGAUCAAAGCGUUUGGCGAGCAGUUGUUUCAUAGCGGUUUUAUUCACGGCGAUCCUCAUCCCGCAAAUGUUCUCGUUAGGAAAGGCAAAGAUGGGAAAGCUGAAAUAGUCAUCAUUGACCACGGGCUUUACGAAACUCUCCAGCAAAAAGACAGGAUAGCCUUGUGUCAACUGUGGAAGUCCAUCAUACUCAAUGACCAGAAGAAGAUGCAAUAUUUUAGUAAACAACUCGGAGUUGAUGAUUUCGAGAAUUUUUGUCAGAUUCUUCUUCAACGUCCGUUCGCGUGGGGAAGCGCUGGAAUGCUGUUUACUUCAAGAGUAACAGAAGAGGAUUUGACAAUCAUGACAAAACUCGCUCAAGGACACUUCGAGAAAGUGAUAAUCAUUCUUAAACAGCUUCCACGGAGCAUGCUGCUUGUGUUCAGGAACUUAAACACAGUUCGACACAUUAAUCAGGAACUAGGAGAGCCAGUGGAUAGAUUUGUUCUCAUGGCCAGAUGUGCCAUCGCGGGAAUUCACGGCCAUAUAAAGCAUAGUAGUCUAUGGUCGAAGAUGAAGACAAUCUUUGAAUCAUACGUCCUCGAUGUGAAAAUAAGAGCCAUGAGUUUCAGAGCGUGGAUGGUGGAAACCUACCUGCAGAUUCUUCAGUACCUGGGGCGUGCACCCAAAGAUAUGGACAAACUCACGUCUAAAUUAAAAACCUUACACGAGUUGGACGCCAUAGCCGCAGAACGAGCCAAAAGAACGGUCUCGGUUUCUUGAUUUCGUUCCCCAUCACAUUCAAAUUGUGAAAAAUCGAAAACUUUUUAUGUAUCAAAGAUUUUAAUCAUUUAUAAGUAAAUAAUGCUGUUAUGAUC
Messenger RNA from Pocillopora damicornis (cauliflower coral), 1903 nucleotides. Its product is annotated as putative aarF domain-containing protein kinase 5. Lineage: Eukaryota; Metazoa; Cnidaria; Anthozoa; Scleractinia; Pocilloporidae. The record is from RefSeq and is a predicted model, not a curated record.